AUGUCUGGCUUUGAUAAUUUCCGAGGAUCUGGAAACUUUGAUGGUUCUCAGAAUGCGCAAGUAACUGUUAUUGAGGAGCAGCAGACAGUGUGCCACACUGAACAAAUUGAGAUAAUUCAGCAAAAGCUGGUUGUUCUCCAAGAGAUUGCGAAGAGGCAGGUUGUUGUUCAUAUUUGCGAGGUUGAAACGCAAACCAUCGUCCUUGAACAGUUUUCGUCCGGUCUCACGGUCUUUCAAAAGGAUAUCAGUCGCACGACCACCAAGCAAGUUGGCUAUGACAAGAACGUCGCUGGUCUUGUUGGAAACCUUACGAACCCCGAUGGAUCGCUCAGCACCAGCGAUUUGGGCUUCAACGGGACUUCUGUCGGAAGCAACACUGUCGUUCCAUCUGGUUCCAAUUGGAAUAACACUCAGGGACCCGAGGCGGUCCAGAAGGCAUUGUCAGCAGCCCAGGCUGCUGCGAAUGCCACGUCUGCUUCAUAA
Lentinula edodes (shiitake mushroom) is the source of this 483-nucleotide messenger RNA. RefSeq lists its product as uncharacterized. The transcript has 4 exons. NCBI's taxonomy places the organism in Eukaryota, Fungi, Basidiomycota, Agaricomycetes, Agaricales, Omphalotaceae. The record is from RefSeq and is a predicted model, not a curated record. Bases 1 to 483 code for a protein of 160 amino acids.